GUCUCUCAGUCGUUGUAACUUGCCUAUAUAAAAUCCCUCUUCUGUUGUUUGAGGAAAUCUCGAGAUAGUCAUACCUGACAUAUCAUACACAUACAUUUGUAGGUAUGGUGCAGCCUAGGGAAGUAAACAGCCUUAGAUCCAUUCAUACCGAGUGAAUACACCACUACACUACUUGUUAAUUACCAAUUACCGUUUUCGUAUAAGUCGGCGAAUUCCACCGAAUCGGAUCCAUCGACACCAUGACAAUCCGCGUCUCUCUCAUUACCGAAGCAGAUAUACCAGGUGCUAUAUCUGUGAUCCAACAAGCUUUUGCGGAUGAUCCAUAUAGAAAUUGGGUCUUUGACAAAUCCACGUUCAACGCGCAGCGCAACGCGGCCUCUCUUGCCAUUCGCUGCCGCUGGGGUAUGCGUAAUGGCAUUUUCCACGUCGCGAAAGAAGAAGGCAGCGAUGAGGUUCUCGGUGUCGCCUGCUGGUUGAAACCGCAGCCGGCAGGGAAAUCGCCCACCUGGCAUGACUGGGCCGAGGGCUGGAAGCUAUGGUUUAACCAGAUCGGGAUGAAUCUCGUCUACGGCCGGGGAGGCCUCAACGUCAAGCGCUAUUACAUAUGGAAGGAGACACAGGCCAAAGCCCAAGCGGCGGUUUGGACCGACCCUCGGGGAUACUAUUUCCUCAACAUCAUGGUCGUGUCGCCUAAGGCCCAGGGCAAAGGAAUCGGACGCCUCAUGAUGGAGACCGUGACCGACCAAGCUGACGCCGAGGGCAUGAAGUGCUACCUCGAGUCCAGCAAGGACGUACCCAACAUGCAGAUCUACGGCCGAUUCGGCUUCAAGUUCGCGAAGGAGCUAGAGUGCAAUGACGACGGCACCGCUAUCAAGCUUUAUGCGAUGGUUAGGGACCCCGUCGCAAAGCCGCUGGCGAAUUGAUCGUACGCGUCUUGCAACCCCUUGGGCUAUAGAGUCGCUCUUACGGUUUGACUACGGCUUUGAGAGUUGCGCACGGGUUCCCUAUGUCGAACCGAAGCUGUCCAUCGGCAUGUGGGAUAAUAUGGAUAUGCUAUCUGGUUUGAUCACCCUAAUUGGCCGAUCACGAUGGCCCUGAUAUCUAAUGGAGAGAUCUUGGAAAUGUUGAUCUUGGGUACUCGGACGGUCACCCACAUAAGUCGAUAUCCCACACCCAAGCAAGAUACUUGGCCUGCUUGGCUAUCUUGCUUGUGCCUUAUUAUUCUCACAUGGAUACCAUGUGCAUUUGAUCUUCCCGAAAUAUAAAGAGCCGGAUAUACUCUUCUAUACAUCCACAGCCGAGGUUAAAUAGGAGCAUGUGUUCGAUGGACUGGCACGCAGUCUUACAAACAAUCGGGGUGCGUGUGCAAUUUUUCGGACGCCUACAGGGCUAAGGGGCUUAUGGUACUACGUGUUUACUCUAUACUCUAUAGCUCUUGGGGGGUAACAACCAGGAACUCGUACAAAAUUUUUAAACAUCCGUCAACUUUUCCCCAUGCUUUUGUUUUAGCACAUAUGGUGAUUGAAUACCCAGUGUCAGAUAAUACGGUAAAUGUUUGUUUGAUAUGUACGUAUUUACUAUCCCCCUGUUCCAAAUCAUCUACGUCGAGAAGUAGGAAUUAGGCAUAGAAGGCUCCAGUCACCGUAAACGUCUAAG
Annulohypoxylon truncatum is the source of this 1656-nucleotide messenger RNA. Its product is annotated as acyl-CoA N-acyltransferase. Lineage: Eukaryota; Fungi; Ascomycota; Sordariomycetes; Xylariales; Hypoxylaceae. Bases 240 to 923 code for a protein of 227 amino acids. Gene Ontology annotation, molecular function: acyltransferase activity, transferring groups other than amino-acyl groups. The record is from RefSeq and is a predicted model, not a curated record. The transcript has 4 exons.